AUGGCGUUCAACACCAAAGAUGUUGUGUUAAAAGAAGACAGACCAAGAACCUUGUUACUACAAAAACAUUCCGACUACUUAUCGAAAUACGGACUGAACAAAGAUGAUUACGAAUAUUGUAUGACUGAAUACCUACGGAUGUCGGGCAUAUAUUGGAGUCUAACAGCUAUGGAACUUAUGGGGCAGUCUUCUAGAAUGCCCAAAGAAGAGAUCAUAGACUUCAUAACAACCUGUCAAGACAGUGAAAGUGGAGGGAUAUCGGCUAGUAUAGGACAUGAUCCACACAUGCUUUAUACUUUGAGUGCUGUGCAGGUAUUAGCUAUGUAUGACAGGCUGGACGCUAUUGAUGUUGAAGGAGUAGUAAGAUAUGUGGUGUCGUUGCAGCAAGAGGAUGGUAGCUUUUUUGGAGACAAAUGGGGUGAAGUGGAUGUGAGAUUUACCUUCUGCAGUGUCAUGUGCCUCUCCUUAUUACAUAGACUGGAUGCGAUAGAUGUCAAUAAGGCAGUAGACUUCAUACUCAGUUGUAUGAACUUUGACGGUGGCUUUGGAUCUAAACCUGGCUCUGAAAGCCAUGCUGGAUUAAUAUACUGCUGUGUAGGCACUUUAUCAAUUUGCAAGAGAAUGGAUGCUCUUCGAGCAGACGAGCUUGCAUGGUGGCUGUGUGAGAGACAAUUACCCAGUGGUGGUCUCAAUGGCAGACCUGAGAAGCUACCUGACUUAUGUUACUCUUGGUGGGUAAUGUCAUCGCUAUCAAUGCUUAACAGAAUUCACUGGGUGGACAAAAAGAGUCUGGAACAGUUUAUUUUAGCCUGUCAAGAUGCUGAAACGGGUGGAUUUAGCGACCGGCCAGGAGAUAUACCAGACCCAUUUCACACAUUAUUUGGAUUAACCGGACUCUCUUUACUCGGCGAUACUAGUAUUAAGGCUUUUUUCAUAUUUAGCACUUGUGUUUAUAUAUUUACUUUGUUCACAUAUUUAGUUUAUUAUACUGAUGUGAUAUCUACUACUUAUUUUCAAGAAAUCCAACCAGCAUAUGAUUAUAUUAUUGUUGGCUGCGGUACAGCUGGCUCUCUGAUUGCUCACAGAUUAGCAACAGAAACCAACCACACAUUCAUAGUGCUUGAGGCGGGCAGUAAAAGCCAUGCAUUGCUUGAAGCCCCUGUCCUUGGGCCUUUCUUACAUGGCUCAGUAUUUGAUUGGCAAUAUCAAACAGUUCCACAGCAAGAUGCUUGUCUCGGGAUGAAAGAUCAACAAUGCAAAUUGGCUUUGGGAAAAAUAGUUGGGGGAUCUUCAAAGCUCAACAAUAUGAUACAUGUUCGAGGUAACAUCUCACAUUACAGUGGCUGGUUUCACGGCAAAUACGACGAAACAUAUAUUAAAAAACAAUUUGAAUUUAUUGAAAAAAAUGUUCUAGAAUUAAGUAAUAUACCAUACCAAAGUAAGUUGUCUGAUGCUGUGUUACAGGCAGCUAAGGAAUUAGGAUAUAAUAAAGUAAGUUUAGAUUUUGAAAACGGUUUUAUGAAAAAUAUUGUCAGUCAGAAAAAUGGGAAGAGGUGGUCUACUUCAGAUAAAUUAGAUAUAUCGAAUCAUGUAAUUAGUAAUGCUUUGGUAGAAAAAGUUAUUUUUAGUGGCAUCACAGCCAAAGGAGUGAUAUGUCUUCUAUCAAACAAAAGGCGAAGAAUUUUAGCUAAAAAAGGUAUAAUAAUUACUGCAGGAGCUAUUAAUUCUCCUAAAAUUUUACAACUUUCUGGAAUUGGGCCUAAAAAUGUAUUAAAACCAUUAAACAUUCCAGUUAUAAAAAAUCUUCCAGUAGGAAAAAAUCUCCAAGAUCACAUUGGAACUGGUCUGGAUUUAAUCUUAUUCAACAAGUCUCUUUCUCUUACCCCAAUGGAUAUGAUUAACCCUUAUAAUGUUAUACAAUAUUUGUUCUAUGGUGAAGGACCAUGGACUACACCAGGUUGUGAAGUCGUUGGUUUUGUAUCGACUAAAAAGGAAUCUGAACCAGAUAUACUUUUUAUGGUGCUGCCAGUAGGAAUAUCUUCCGACAGAGGUAGUUUAUUAAAACAUAAUGUCAAUAUAAAUGAUGAAGUUUGGAAUCAAUAUUUUUCCAAAACCUUUGACUAUCACACGGCAACAAUUAUGCCCAUAAUAUUACACCCCAAAAGUAAAGGACACGUUUUUAUAAAUUCUGCAGAUCCUCGAAAGCACCCUUUAUUAAACCCGAAAUACUUGUCCCAUAAACACGACAAGGAAAUAUUAAUAAAUGGACUUAAAAUAGCUAUGAAAUUUAUAAAUUCAAAUGCGAUUAAAAAUAUGGGAGGAUUUGUUAAUCCGAUUCCUUUUCCAGGAUGUGAAAAAUUUGAUAUAUUUACGGAUUUGUACUUUGAUUGCUAUAUAAAACAUUUAACAUUAACAACAUACCAUCCAAUAGGAACUUGUUCUAUGGGGCUACCAGACUCAAAGGAAUCCGUCGUAGAUACUUCUUUCCAAGUUUUAGGUGUAAAGAGGUUGUAUGUCGCUGAUGCAUCAGUGUUGCCAACAAUGCCUAGUGGUAAUAUAAAUGCUGCAGUUGCGAUGAUGGCUAGUGUAUUCUUUGACACAAAUAUUGGUAAGAAUAAUGAUAUUUCGUUAUGUUUUAUGAAAGAUUUCAUAAAUGAGUACUUGUUUCGGGUUUGUGCGCACACGUAG
This is a messenger RNA of Arctia plantaginis, 2688 nucleotides long. NCBI's taxonomy places the organism in Eukaryota, Metazoa, Arthropoda, Insecta, Lepidoptera, Erebidae. The record is from the annotation of a GenBank genome assembly.